Penicillium canescens is the source of this 1617-nucleotide messenger RNA. RefSeq names its product cytochrome P450. The transcript has 5 exons. NCBI's taxonomy places the organism in Eukaryota, Fungi, Ascomycota, Eurotiomycetes, Eurotiales, Aspergillaceae. Bases 1 to 1617 code for a protein of 538 amino acids. The record is from RefSeq and is a predicted model, not a curated record. Gene Ontology annotation, molecular function: oxidoreductase activity, acting on paired donors, with incorporation or reduction of molecular oxygen; monooxygenase activity; heme binding.
AUGACAUUGACACUGUCCCUGUGGUCCUCCCUCACCUCAUAUCUCACGAUCAUCUCGUCGUGGGCAGCUUUGGAGGCUCGCAUCUGGGGCUCGGCCGCAGGAUUCCUGUUCUUACUCUGGGUCUCGUACAGCAUCAUCUACGCUUUCUGGCUUUCUCCGCUGCGCCAUUUCCCCGGUCCGAAGCUAUGGGCUAUCUCGCGCAUCCCCUUGAACGUCUCCGUUCUGCGUGGCUAUAAUCAUCUGGAUAUCUUGGCUCUGCAUGACCGGUAUGGCCCGGCUAUUCGAAUUUCCCCGGAUGAGCUUGCUUUCAAUACGCCCCAGAGUUUCCGUGAUAUCUAUGGCAACAGACCCGGUGGUUGUUUUCAGAAAGAUCGGAGUCAUUACAUUAAGCCUGCAAAUGGUGUUGACCAUCUAGUAUGUGCCGUCGACAAUUCAACCCACGCACGACAGAGACGGUUGCUGGCUCAUGCCUUUUCCGAGAAAGCGCUGAGAGAGCAGGAGGGUUUAAUCAGAGGCUAUGUCGAUACGCUGAUCAACAAACUGCGGUUGCGUGUCGAGCAUGGGGAUUCGCUUGUUGAUAUCAAGAGCUGGAUGAACUUUACCACUUUUGACAUUACUGGUGAUCUGAUGUUCGGUGAGUCUUUCGACUGCCUGAAGAAUAGCCAGCUUCACCCUUGGAUCCGGUUGAUUUUCGAUUCUAUGAAAGUUAUUGCUUUUCAUGGAGUUGCCAACCAGUUUCCUUUGAUUAAGGGGGCCUUAAGUCUGUUGGUUCCUGCUGAGGCCAAGCGGAAAGGCCAGGAGCACUUUGAUAUGACUGCCCAGAAGGUUGACCGCCGUUUGGAAACUAAUAUGGCUCGUCCGGAUUUCAUGUCGGCCAUUCUUCAGAAUGGACUUAGCGAGGAUAUGGGCCAGUAUCGUGAGAGCAAGCGGAUAAUGACUAGAGCUGAGAUUCAUUCGAAUGGGUUUAUUCUAAUUGUGGCAGGCAGCGAGACCUCUGCAACUCUGUUGUCUGGUUGCAUCUUCUUCCUGUGUACCUACCCACACAUCAUGAGCCAGCUCGUUUCUGAAAUCCGGAACGUCUUCAAGAAAGAAAGUGACAUUACUUUCCGCGGCAUGAUCGGCCUAACCUACCUGGCAGCUGUCAUCGAGGAGUCCCUGCGCAUGUAUCCGCCUUUCGUGACCAGCCUAGCACGGGUUGUCCCACAGGGCGGAGCAGUCAUCAACGGCCAAUUCGUGGCAGAGGGGACAAUCGUAUCCUGCCAUCACUACGCCUCAUACCACUCGGGAUCAAACUUCGCAUUGCCAAAUCGAUUCAUGCCAGAGCGGUGGCUAGGAACCGACCCAGUCUUCGGAAAUGACCAGAAAGACGUCCUACAGCCGUUCAGCCUCGGACCCCGGGUAUGCCUUGGAAGAAACCUCGCCUACUGCGAAAUCCGCCUGAUUCUCUGCAAACUACUGUUCGACUUCGACAUCGCUCUCUCGCCUGAAAGUACCAACUGGCCCGAUCAGAAAGUCUACUUUCUCUGGGAAAAGCCUCCUCUCAUGGUCAAGUUGACGGAUAGAUUCCCCGAUGCGGAAAUGCCGCCACAGGAGCCUUUGACUAUGUCCUCAAAGUAA